UAGUGGGAAACUGUCAACGAAACGAAAGGAGAAUAGAAUAUUAAGCAAUGGCGUAAGAAAGUGUUGAGCUUUUAAAAUAUCAAAUCAUGCAUGUUUCUAAAGAUGUGCAAAUCUUACAGCUUGCUUAAUGGUUCAAAUUAUAAUACUACCUUUGCUUUACGUGUUACUUGUGUUGUUUAUAAGGUGUAAAAGUUGAUGUGUACCUGCUUCAAUUCGCAUAAAUAUCUGCAUCUAUGAUUUUUAAUUAUGACGACACGGUGCAUUUUUAUUUUAUUUACGACAAGCUUUCUGUUUGUUAAGGUGAUAUUAGGUGCAGAACUAGUUAUACACAUUCCAGGAAAUUUAGGACAAGAUGGUGUAGUUUAUAGACUGGAUUAUUAUCCUCCAUUUGGAUAUCCAGCUCCAAAUACAACAAUCGCAUCAAAAGACAUCAGAGAUGUCAUCAAAUUCUCUCAAGCGUUACCGGGAACCAAAUACGAUUUUUGGUUGUAUUAUUCUAAUGCUACGCAUAAUACUCUUACUUGGACAGCGAAUUUUACUACAGUUCCAGACCCCCCUUCAGGCCUUUCGGUACAAGUUCGUAAUGGAAAGUCAGCUAUAAUAUCAUGGGAUCCUCCAGCACAAGGCAGCUUCACAAGUUUCAAAUUAAAAAUUAAUCCUUUAGUUCACAUUCCCGAUCCAAAAACACAAACUCUUACAAUAGAAAACGUAGAUGGUACUCAAUACAGGCUGAACGAUCUUGUUCCUGGAGCAACGUAUCAAAUUCAAGCCUUCACGGUAUUUGAAAAUAAAGAAAGCGCAGCGUACACAUCUAGAAAUUUUACCACCAAACCAAAUACACCUGGUAAAUUUAUAGUAUGGUUUAGAAAUGAAACAACUUUAUUAGUUUUAUGGCAGCCCCCUUAUCCGGCAGGUAUAUAUAGUCAUUAUAAGGUUUCUAUAGAUCCACCAAAUGCAAAUGAUAGUGUACUUUACGUUGAAAAGGAAGGAGAGCCUCCAGGACCGGCACAAGCUGCUUUCAAAGGUCUUGUUCCUGGUAGAGCUUAUAAUAUAUCUGUUCAGACAAUGUCGGAGGAUGAAAUUUCUACUCCUACGACUGCACAAUACAGAACCGUUCCUUUAAAACCUCAAAAAAUCACCUUUGAUAAAAGUAAAAUGACACCUUACUCUUUUGUCGUUCAUUGGGAAGCACCAAAUGGAAAAAGUGAAUUUGAUAAGUAUCAAGUAUCCAUAAAUAAUGGCCGGAAGUCACUACCGGUGCCUAGACCAAAAGAGGAACCAACAUUUUGGGAAUUCAAAGAUAAUUUAGAACCUGGAAAAACGUAUUCAGUAAUCGUUAAAACUGUUUCUGGAAAAGUUACAUCCUGGCCAGUGACUGCAGAUGUGACUUUAAAGCCAUUAGGUGUUGAAAAUUUAGUCUCUGAAUAUGACGAAAGUAGUGGGGCCAUAUCCAUUUCCUGGACUCCAAAUCCAACAAGUACACAGGAAAGUUAUUUAGUUUCGUAUCACGAGGUAGAAAGUACUAUUGGUGACAGCAACACCAUCCCAACAAAUAAAAGCAAAAUAACUCUCGAGGCCUUAUUACCAGGAAGAAAUUACUCUGUAACAGUACAAGCCGUUUCCAAAGAUCAGCUAUCCGUAGAAAAUAUGAUUUACGUGGCAACUAAACCAAGCGCACCAAUUAUUGAAGACUUAAAACCUAUAAUAGAUGGAUUAAAUAUAAGUUGGAAAUCUGACGUAAAUUCCAAACAAGAUAAAUACGAAGUUCAGUGGAUAAGAAACGAUACCGAUGAGAAAAGUAUCAGAACUACGUAUGACUCUAAAAUUAUUUUGAAACAUCUGUAUCCAGGAGGAGGGUAUCUUGUAAAAGUGUUUGCUAUUUCACACGGACUUAAAAGUGAACCACACGAGUACUUUCAACCUGUCUUUCCAAGACCUACAACAAAUAUGUCAAUAGAAAAAACCACCACAAACUCUGUGAUCGUGCAAUGGGCAGCUCCCGCCGAUUCAUUAAUCUCCGAAUAUGCGAUUCGAUAUAGAACAGACACAAUAAAUCAGUGGAUAAAAUUACCUCCCGUUCAAAAUACUGAGGCAGAAGUAACAGACAUGACACCAGGAGAAAGAUACACAAUUCAGGUUAAUACCGUGAGUUACGGUUUAGAAAGCAACGAACCGCAACAGUUAAACCACACAGUUCGACCAAAUCCUGUUUCGAAUAUCGCACCUCUGGUGGACUCCAAUAACGUAACCUUAGAAUGGCCAAGACCUGACGGACGAGUCGAGACCUACAUUGUAAAAUGGGAAGAGUCAUCGAAUCCCACGAAAUUAAACUCUAGAAAUGUCAGUCAAAGUCAAAAUGAUACAGGACCGAUAAGAAUAUUAGUGGGGGAAUUAAUUCCAGGUGUUGAGUAUAAAUUUUACAUACAAGCUGUUUCUUAUGAUUUAGAGAGUGACAUAACAACACUAAAGACAAGAACAAUGCCUUUAAUACAAUCUGAAGUAGUGGUAGUAAAUAAUCAGCAGUCUACAGAUUCUAUCAGUCUACGAUACACGCCAACCCCACAGGUUUCGUCAAAAUUUGAUUUUUAUAAGUUCUCCCUUUCCGAAUCAAACAUUCCCGAUCAACAAAAAGCUGCGAAUGAUUCAGAUAGAUUAGUUACCUUUACGGGGCUCGUACCAGGUAGAUUAUAUAAUAUUACCGUGUGGACCAUCUCAAAGGACGUUCUCAGUCAACCUUUACAAAGACAGGAUAGAUUAUAUCCAGAACCUAUAACCGGUAUCAAUGCAACCCAUAUAUCGGACACUGAAAUAACGUUGGCAUGGGCAUCGCCUCGCGGCGAGUACAAUGCCUUUGAAGUGCAAUAUCUAACUUCCGAAAACGUGUUUAUUCAAAAUUUAACGUUACAAAACUCGAUUACAAUAAAUGACCUGAAGCCUCAUAGAAAUUAUACUUUCACUGUGAUAGUACGGAGUGGUACAGAAUCUAGCAUUUUAAGGAGAUCUCUACCGGUAUCUGCGAUAUUUACAACAAAGGAGUCCAUACCUGGAAAAGUCGAGAAGUUUGAACCUAUUGAUAUUCAGCCUAGUGAUAUACUUUUUGAGUGGUCGUUGCCAACUGCGGAACAAAAUGGAGUCAUUAGAAAAUUUACUAUUACUUACGAACAAGAGGGCUCACAUCAUACGUCAUCUAAAGACUUUGAUGCUCACGAGUUUAGGGGAAUUAUAAGGCAGUUGGUACCAGGCAGAACAUACAUUUUUAAGAUACAGGCGGAAACGAGAGUAGGAUUCGGGCCAGAAACGACGUGGAAACAAAAAAUGCCUAUCCUACCUCCACCAAAGCCUAGCAUGCAGGUCGUCCCGACUGAGGUUUGCAAGAGCUCCACCACCAUACAAAUUCGAUUUAGAAAAAAUUACUUUAGCGAAGCUAACGGACCUGUGAUAUCCUAUGCGAUUAUUGUUGCUGAGGACGAUUCGAAAAAUGCCUCCGGCUUGGAAAUGCCAAGUUGGCGUGACGUACAGGCAUAUUCAGUUUGGCCGCCUUACCAGGUCAUGGACCCUUAUUAUCCCUUCUUCAAUAGUUCUGUGGAGGACUUUACGAUAGGAGGGGACUCGUGUGAUAUUAGACAAGUCGGCUAUUGCAAUGGUCCACUAAAAUCAGGCUCCAUCUAUAGGGUUAAGAUCAGAGCGUUCACUGCACCAGAUAAAUUUACAGAUACGAGUUACAGUUUUCCCAUUCAAACAGAUCAAGACAACACACCAAUAAUAUUAGGAGUUAUAAUACCAGUAAUAUUAAUAGCGAUACUAUUUAUAACAGUUAUAUUCAUAAGACGUAGAAGAUCUGCUGGAAGAAAAGCAACAGAAGCUCGUAAUAAUGACAAUAUAUCUCUACCAGAUUCGGUAAUUGAAACCAGCAGACCUGUGAGAAUAGAGAAUUUCUCUAAUCAUUAUAGGAUUAUGUCCGCUGAUUCUGAUUUUAGAUUUAGCGAAGAGUUUGAAGAACUGAAACAUGUAGGCAGGGACCAACCGUGUACUUUCGCCGAUCUUCCUUGCAAUAGGCCUAAAAAUAGAUUUACGAACAUAUUGCCUUACGAUCACUCUCGAUUUAAGUUACAACCAGUAGACGAUGAAGAAGGUUCGGACUAUAUCAAUGCAAAUUAUGUACCAGGUUACAAUUCUCCAAGAGAAUUCUUGGUGACUCAAGGCCCAUUGCAUUCUACAAGAGACGACUUUUGGAGGAUGGUAUGGGAGUCGAAUUCAAGAGCUAUAAUUAUGUUGACACGGUGCGUCGAAAAGGGAAGAGAGAAAUGUGAUCACUAUUGGCCUUAUGACACGAUGCCCGCCUAUUAUGGUGAUAUUUCUGUACAAAUUUUAAAUGAAUCUCGAUACCCUGACUGGAAUAUAAGUGAAUUCAUGGUUUGUCGUGGUGAACAGCAGCGGGUCGUGCGUCACUUCCAUUUCACGACAUGGCCCGAUUUUGGAGUGCCUAAUCCUCCUCAUACGUUGGUUAGGUUUGUAAGGGCAUUUAGGGAACGGGUGCCUCCCGAUCAAAGACCCAUUGUGGUUCAUUGCAGCGCUGGCGUUGGUAGAUCUGGUACGUUUAUAUGUUUGGAUAGAAUAUUGCAGCAAAUAUUAGUGUGCGACUACGUCGACAUCUUUGGAAUAGUUUAUGCCAUGAGAAAAGAACGUGUGUGGAUGGUGCAAACCGAACAACAGUACAUAUGUAUUCAUCAGUGCCUUUUAGCAGUUUUAGAAGGAAAAGAUCUUUCUGGUUCCUCAAGGGAAAUACACGAAAACCAAGGAUUUGAAGAUGACGAAGGAAUUGCUGAAUCGGGAAUGUAGUAGGUUAAUACUCGAAUUAUACUGACUUGGUUUGGAGGGAAAUUGUGGAGAAUCUCAUAUUUGUUGAUCAAACAAAAUUUUUAUAUAAUUUUAUAUAUUUUAUAUAUAUUUUACUGUAAUUACGUUGCUCAAUACGUAUGUCAAGAAGACAGGCUGGCGACUGUCCGUUAACCGUUAAAAUGGAAUUUUACAAGACGUUUACAUUUAGUUACAUCUACUCAGCAAGGAAAUCAUGAGAUUAUGAGUUAUAUGAUAUUAACGAGUGGCAUUUAGUAAGUUGUUACCUAUAUUUUUUAUAAAUGUAUUUAUAUAUAGUCAUUGAUGGUUGUUAAAAUUUUACUUAAAUGUCCCUUUUGCGACAGCUAAUUUUAUUUUACAAAUUUGAUUAAUUUUAGUGGUAUGUGUACAGUUUUAUAGAUACGCACAUUUAAUAAUGAUUAAAUUAUUAUUAUACAUAUUCCACCAGCUAUAUACAAUAUGGCCAAAUUAAAAUGACAAUUUUUUUUAGUACCGCAAAUUUUAUUUUAGGGUGUAAGAUUUUAAGUAUCAGUAUCAUUAAAAAUAAUUUGUUGACAUAAAAUUAUUCUGUGAUAGAUUUUUUGAUUAGAAAAAUAUUUUAUGAAUUUACUUAACUUUCUAACCAGUAAUUAUGUUUAUGUACUUAAUUUUACCUGAAAUAAACAAUUUAUAUUUU
This is a messenger RNA of Anoplophora glabripennis (Asian longhorned beetle), 5533 nucleotides long. RefSeq names its product tyrosine-protein phosphatase 10D (gene Ptp10D). Bases 247 to 4839 code for a protein of 1530 amino acids. The record is from RefSeq and is a predicted model, not a curated record. Gene Ontology annotation, biological process: protein dephosphorylation. Gene Ontology annotation, molecular function: protein tyrosine phosphatase activity; protein binding. Lineage: Eukaryota; Metazoa; Arthropoda; Insecta; Coleoptera; Cerambycidae. The transcript has 18 exons.